AUGCCUUUAAUGAAAAAAAACUCUGACUAUAUUAAGAAAUUUUUUGAUAUAUAUGAUAUCAAACGAAUGACGCCGCUUGAAUAUUUAUGUUGGAAAUAUUCAGAGACAAAGAAAUUAUACACCACUUUGGAAUCUGAAAAAACUGAUUAUAUUAACUUUAUAAAUGACAAGUUGGAUAAAGAAUCAAUUAAACAUCAUAAAACG
Molecule: messenger RNA, 204 nt
Organism: Dentiscutata erythropus
Lineage: Eukaryota; Fungi; Glomeromycota; Glomeromycetes; Diversisporales; Gigasporaceae
Source: the annotation of a GenBank genome assembly